CACACAAAGGAGAUACAAACGAGCCAAACAUCAGUGGAAGAUAUCUUCUCCCGUCGUUUGAGUCAGGCUGAGAAGCACCAGUUACUUCGUGUUUUAAACCAGUCCUCACCGGAAACAGUUCUGGAUAAUCCGUUAUUGCCUAAACGGUCCAUGUUUCGUGCAUCCGAGGCCGUCGUGUUGGAUGCUGUCAUGCCGCGUUACUUAUUGUUGCGAAAGGAUCGACUACGUGCAGCGUAUGCGAAAUUGGGUCAGAAGGAGACCUAUGUGAAUGUGAGCUUCCACAUUCAUCAUGAUCACCUGCAGACCCAAUCUUGGUGGGAGUUAAAGGAACGUGAGGGACCGGAACCGGCGGAUCCUUGUUUUGAAGUGUUGCGUGAAUCCGUGUUGGGGCCGCGGCAACGAGCUGUGCUCUCCAUCGUCACAUACAAUGAGCGCGUAUCUGAUAGUCUGUUUGGGAAAGUGUUCAGCAAUUACGGAAUUAUUGGUAUGUAUGCCGCCUAUAUAUUUUUGGCCAAUCGUCUCCUCCGAACUAUCUAUAGUAAUAUCUCAUAUGUGAUUCGGUUGGAGGAGCUUCCUCAUGUGGAUCGAAUUCUCAAUUUGUGUAACGAAAUAUAUCUCGUUCGAGAGAACAACCUGCUUCGUCUUGAAGAGCAGCUGGUUGCCAAACUAUUCUUUUUGUAUCGAUCCUCGGAAACAAUGAUCAAGUGGACCAGGCACCCUAAACACAUCAUUGACAAAUUUACAGACAACCCGGAAUCACAAGGAAACUCAUCACGACUGUCCCUCCCUCCUCCACCACCGCCUCCACCAGCUCCUGCAGCAUCGGAUUUGGGGCCGGAAGUUGAUCUCGGUUUGGCUGGUGAUCUAACUCACGCACCAGAUCUACGAUCUCUGCACGUCCGCGUGUUCGACGGAACACGGUUGAUGCGCCGGAUGAACCGGAGGGAAACGAAACUCGUCGUCGAUCCGGGCGAAGUGUUCGGCACUCGCGACAGGGAAGCCAAGAUGCAGAUAUUCACCCUAUGUCAUCUAGCAGACGAGUAG
Messenger RNA from Echinostoma caproni, 1044 nucleotides. Lineage: Eukaryota; Metazoa; Platyhelminthes; Trematoda; Plagiorchiida; Echinostomatidae. The record is from the annotation of a GenBank genome assembly.